AUGCCGGUGCGCGAGACUGAACUGCAGCCCGAUCAGCGGCAGGGCUCUGAAAGCUCUGGUACUAGCAGAAUUUCGCAAGCGACGGUUCGCGAGAACGAGACACAACGUCCCAGGACCAACUCUGCUUCCUCCAGAGGUCGCGGUGGUGGCCCAGUCCCAGGUACCCUGAGAACGGAUCCGCCUGAAUCUUCAAAGGCUCCAAAGAUCGACUGGACGAGCUCCCUCUGGUCUUGGAGCUCUCCAGAGACCUCUCCCAUUGAGCAGCGCAAGACGCCCGGUUUCGGCAAACAUCGAAAAGGGCUGGGUGCGUUAGGUCCCGAGGAUGAUACAACCCAAUCGACUUCGUCGAGCCCACGACCCCAGCCUAUCAAUCCGCCUCGCAUUGUGAAUGACGAUCUGGAAUCGAUUGCCCCCUGGGUGAUUACGGGUGGGACGGAAGGUCGUGGUACAUUCUUCAAUGACGUUUCCGAGCACGAAGCCUCGCCCGCAUCGCCCACUUUCCACACCUUGCAGCGCCCGCCAACCUCACAUACAAUUUCCAGCGAGCCGGCGGAGGUGGAUGACAAUGGCGAAUACAGACGGCCCUCGGUUGCAAGUGCAACUACUGUAAGUAGUCAAGGAUCGAAAUCCAGUGGCAAGCGUCGAAAGAAGCUUCAGGGAUUCUUUGGCGACGAUUACACUUCACCAGGGGACCUUCCCGCGGCAGACAGUGGCAAGCGCCACUCAGUCAGUAAGCACCUGGGACCUGUCGAUCAGCUCAAGGCACGGGAAAGAGCAAAUUCGGAUGGCGGAGGGCGGAACAUGGGUGACAACUCGGAGGCCGCAUCACAACGUAUGUCCCGCCAGCGAACGGAAACACCUUUACCCUCAAGGGAUAUCACCCCAUGGGUUUACCAAAGCUUCAAAGACAUCCCGCAAUACGGCGAGGCACCCGUGCGUCAGGUGCCCAUCGGACCGGACGGAAACCGUGCUGGCCCCCCGAACGAUGCUCCCCCUUCCGGGGAUUACACUCAAAGACCACACAAAAAUGGUCACCGGCAUUCUCGCAGUAAAGAAGAAAAACCGACUGUUGCGGGCGAUCUAGCUGGUUACAACCUAGCUGGGUAUCACCGUCCGUCAACCGGCCGAGACGACUUUAAUGUUGGGUUGCGACCUCGAAAAGAUAAUUAUCUGAACACGGCGACUCCCAUGAGCUCAACUACAACCCUCGGUGAACGCUCUACCAGCCCUACUCCGAGCGUGCGGAGUGCGGUAUAUCGCGAAAACGGCCACAAUUCCCCGCAUGGCCAGCCCAACAAAAAGAAUUUUCUCAACAAGCUUCGGUAUCUCAAGCCAGGUUCUCAUAAGCCUCAUGAUAAGCCCAGACAGCCGCGUGAUGUUUCUCCAGGAAACAGAGGCCGACAAGGCAGCCUGGAAGGAAGCCCUGCUUCAAGGAAUGUGGACGUGACCGAUUCAGAUCGGAAGAAAGACACCGGCAAGGGCCUUGGUAUUAUGCGCAAAGGUCGAGGUCUUAGCAGCUUCGCUGGUGACCUCCAUACUCUGAAACAUAAUCACGGCCAUAAUGAAGAAGGCGAUCACGUUUGGAAGCUGGACACCAAUUUCAGAGAUAUGAAUGACAUUGUUCGCACGGCCGAUCCCAACCGCCAGAAAUCCGGAGGGGACGGGACAGGGACAGUUACUCCGGGUGAAAUUCCAAGCAAGCAGGAUGAGAGCUGGAAUGCCCCCGAGAGUUGGCAAGUCAAGAGGUUUGACGAUGAACUUGAUUUGGAGCACUCCGGGGCGGUGUCGCAACCCACCGCUGGGUUACGCGAUCGCGAUGGCACCUCAUACUUCAUACGAGUGUUUCGAAUCGAUUCAACAUUUGCAACCCUAUCCGCCGGCUUGAACGCCACCGUUGCCGAGAUUCUCCUCAUGCUCGGAAGGAAGUCCUUCUUACAGGACCACCUCAACAACUAUGAAAUUGUGCUGCGCAAGAACGAUCUUUCCCGGCAGCUUGACCACAAGGAACAGCCAAUCCUGAUGCAGAAGAAACUGCUUGAACAAGUUGGCUACACAGAAAAAGAUAGAAUCGAAGACAUUGGUCGUGAAGAUCACAGCUAUCUCUGUCGGUUCAUUUUUCUGCCAACGAAGUUGAGCGGCUACAGCAGUUUGGAAGGUGACCCGGGGUUCAACAAGAUGCAGAAGUUCAGCCAUGUUGACCUCCAGGGGCGCAGUCUUGUCACCAUCCCGAUUACCCUGUAUAAGAAAGCUUCGGAAAUCAUCUCCCUCAACUUGUCUCGGAAUCUGUCUCUGGAUGUGCCAAAGGAUUUUAUCCAAGGAUGUAUCAACUUGCGCGAGAUCAAGUUCAUCGGCAAUGAAGCCUUGCGUCUUCCGGCGAGCUUCAGCCUAGCUGGCCGGUUGACGUAUCUGGAUGUAUCCAAUAACAGCUUGGAACAGCUGGAUCACGCCAAUCUCGAUCGGCUGACUGGUCUCGUUAGCAUUAAGAUGGCCAACAACCGGCUAAAAAAGCUGCCAAGCUACUUUGGAAACUUCCAGUCUCUGAGGAGCUUGAACAUAUCGUCAAAUGGGUUCAAGGCCUUCCCUGAAUUCCUUUGCAAUUUGAGAAGCCUAGUUGAUCUCGACAUCAGCUUCAACACCAUCGAGACGCUCCCUAAUAUCGGCCGUCUACUCACUCUUGAACGGCUUUGGAUGACGAAUAACAACCUGAGCGGUUCUCUCGAUGAGUCCUUCCAAAAGCUUCUGCACCUCAAAGAGAUCGACGCACGUUUCAAUUCCAUCACCAACAUUGACAAUCUGUCCCGGCUUCCCCGGCUGGAGCAGUUGUUCUUUGGUCAUAAUCAGAUUUCGCGGUUCAAAGGUUCGUUUCCGAGACUGCGCGGCCUCCACUUGGAUCACUGCCUCUUGACGCAAUUUGACCUCGACGCUCCCAUGCCCACCCUGACUUCCCUCAAUCUUGCAUCCGACAAGCUUUCUCAAUUACGAGACGGCAUGUUUGAAAACCUGCCGAAUCUCACCAAGCUUAUCCUCGACAAAAAUCAUUUGUCAUCUGUUUCCCUGCAAAUCGGCAAACUGCGUCGACUGGAGUAUUUCAGCAUAAUCAAGAAUCCCCUGGCCUCGUUGCCUGCAACGAUCGGAUGUCUUGUCGAGCUCAAAUAUCUCAAUCUGCGGGAGUGCAAUCUGAAGGCUUUGCCAUCGGAGAUCUGGCAUUGUGCAAAGCUGGAAACUCUCAAUGUAUCCUCGAACGUUCUGUUCAGUUUCCCCAAGCAUGGUGCGUCUCUACCGCAGGUACCCGGCGAACCACCCACGACCCCUGUGACGACUCCUGGUGUUUCUGGAACACCCAAUUACGAAGACUGGACUGUGCCCGAUGACAACAACCUUCGCCGACCAAGCCACGCGUCCAGUGGUGGUCUGGGUUCUGCUACUUCCCCUCCCGAUCCCUCUCGGAGCACGCAAUCGAUGUCUCAGCAGAGCGGGAGGAAAGUCUCAAUGGCGUCGCGGUCGGGAGCCACCGAUGCAAGCGCAUCCACGCGGAAGGACUCAAAUUUCUCCCAGCAUGUGGCGACGACGUUUGCAGGGUCCCUCCGAAACCUGUAUCUUGCUGAUAACCGAUUGGAGGAUGAGGUUUUCCGCGAGCUAUCCUUGAUUCCAGAGCUGCGUGUGGUCAAUCUUUCGUACAACGAAUUGACCGAGCUUCCACAAGGACUCCUCAAACGGUGGCCUUUGCUCUCAGAGCUAUAUCUGUCUGGCAAUGAGCUGACUUCGCUCCCAUCGGAUGACCUGGAAGAGGGUAGCCAUCUCAGGGUCCUUCACAUCAAUGGCAACCGAUUCCAGGUCUUGCCUGCCGAGCUCUGCAAGGUCAGCAGGCUCUCCAUUCUCGACGUGGGCAGCAAUGGGUUGAAAUACAACGUCUCCAACUGGCCUUACGAUUGGAACUGGAACUGGAACCGCAAUCUGAAGUACCUGAACUUCUCGGGCAACAAGCGUCUAGAGAUCAAGCCUAAUAUUGCGUCUCUGGGUCAUUCAUCUACGAAUGGCGCUGACCUGACCGACUUCAAUUCGUUGACCCACCUCCGGAUCUUGGGUUUAAUGGACGUCACCUUGACUAUUCCUACCAUUCCGGAGGAGUCAGAGGACCGCCGUGUGCGAACGUCUGCCUCGCUUGCCGGCUCACUCGCCUAUGGUAUGGCCGAUACACUCGGCCGGACCGAGCACCUGUCCAUUAUUGAUAUGAUCGUUCCACGAUUGAAACCGGACAAUGUGGAAACCCUGGUCGGCAUGUUUGACGGCAAUACUCUGUCCAGUGGUGGCUCGCGAGUCGCCAAAUACCUGCACGAGAACUUCACCCCCACCUUCACUGUCGAGCUGAAGAGGCUUAAUCCAGAUCAGGGUGAUACGCCGCUCGACGCACUCCGUCGCGCAUUCCUCGCCUUGAAUAAGAAUAUGGCGGGUUCAGCUUACAGGUCUAUUGGUGACCGCGACCGCGAAGUUCGGCAGUUCCACCGCGGCUCUACGACUUCGAAGAUCAUCAACCCGGAUGACAUUCAGUCGGGUGGAGUCGCAACUGUCCUUUACUUGAAUAACAUGGAACUGUAUGCCGCGAACGUUGGCGAUGUCCAGGCUAUUCUUGUUCGGUCAGAUGGGUCACUGCGAUACUUGACAGAGACUCACGAUCCGGCGGAGGCCAACGAGCGCGCGCGCAUCCGUGCCGCUGGGGGAUUUGUGUCCCGCACCGGCAAGCUGAAUGACAUGCUCCCAGUGUCCCGAUGCUUCGGGCACUUCCCAAUGAUGCCGGCUGUGAUUGCUGCCCCUCACACCGCGCAUGUCACUUUGACAGAGCAGGACGAAAUGGUCGUUCUGGCUUCCAAAGAAUUGUGGGAUUACGUGACGCCCGAUGUGGUGGUUGAUAUCACCAGAGCCGAGCAUCCCGAUCUGAUGAUUGCCGCGCAAAAACUGCGCGAUCUAGCCAUUGCCUUUGGCGCCACGAACAAGCUGAUGGUCAUGAUUCUUGGAGUCAGCGAACUCAAAAAACGGCAGCCCAAGUUGUCUCGACCGAAUCUGCCCAUGGGUUCGUCUUCCUUUGCUGAAGAUCAGAUCAUCCCGAGCACAAAGCGUGCUAAGAAACCUCGUGACGGUCCUAUCGACUCUCGGCUGGCCCGCUUUGAUUAUGUGGAUGCCCCCAUUGGCGAACUGGCCAUCAUCUUCACGGACAUUAAGAAGUCUACGGGAUUGUGGGAGACGUGUCCAGAGGCAAUGCGUUCUGCCAUCCAGAUCCAUAAUGACACUCUGCGCCGGCAGCUGGGUAUCGUGGGUGGUUACGAGGUCAAGACAGAAGGUGACGCCUUUAUGGUGGCCUUCUCAACGACGACCGCUGCCUUGCUCUGGUGCUUCAACUGCCAGAACAAGCUUCUAGAGGCUGAGUGGCCCACAGAGAUCCUCGAGCAGCCACAAUGCCAGGUUGUCUGUGAUAUGGAGAACAACAUCGUCUUCCGCGGUCUGUCCGUUCGUAUGGGCGGUCAUUGGGGCGAGCCCGUCUGUGAACAGGAUCCGGUCACCAACCGUAUGGAUUACUUCGGUCCCAUGGUGAAUCGCGCGUCUCGGAUUUCUGCCGUCGCUGAUGGAGGGCAAAUCUUCGUCUCCUCGGACUUUAUGACUGACAUCCAGCGGAACCUCGAGAUCUUUGCCGACACUGAACGCGCGGCAUCUACCGGCUCUGACGAGAGUCACCCGCGCGGUGAUAGCCUCGGCCACAAUAUCCGUCGCGAGCUGCAGCAACUUAACAGCCAGGGAUUCGUCAUCAAGGACCAAGGCGAGCACAAGCUGAAGGGUCUGGAGAACCCGGAACCGCUGUAUCUGGUAUAUCCCCACGCGUUGGCCGGUCGACUGUCUACACUGGAAGAAGGCGUCGAGCCAGACAGGCACCCUGCCAAGCUCAGCAGGAACACGCAGCUCAAUAUCCAGACCGACCUUAUCUGGCAUCUCUGGGACAUCACCCUUCGUCUGGAACGGCUGUGCGGCGCGCUGGAGAAUCCUGUUAACCCGAAGCUCCGAGAGCCGAACGUGGCUUUGUUCAACAUGGUCAAAAAUCAUGGCGGUGAACUGAAUGAUUCAACGGUGAUCAGCCUGGUCGAUCAGCAGGUCACCCGCAUUGAGGUUAGUCGUCUCCCGUUUUAUUUUGUUUUCUACUAUUUCAUACUAAUCCAUUUCAUCAAAUAG
Messenger RNA from Penicillium lagena, 6216 nucleotides. It is a transcript of the gene acyA, whose product is annotated as adenylate cyclase acyA. The record is from RefSeq and is a predicted model, not a curated record. NCBI's taxonomy places the organism in Eukaryota, Fungi, Ascomycota, Eurotiomycetes, Eurotiales, Aspergillaceae. Bases 1 to 6216 code for a protein of 2071 amino acids. The transcript has 2 exons. Gene Ontology annotation, molecular function: protein binding. Gene Ontology annotation, biological process: intracellular signal transduction; cyclic nucleotide biosynthetic process.